AUGGCCUGUUCACCCGGCUAUCAAGAAGGCGAGGGUCUCUGCUACUCCUGCAAACCCACAACCUCCUGUAAGCCUACAGCCUCCUGUAAUCCUACAACCUACUGUAAGUCUCCAGCCUCCUGUAAGUCUACAGCCUCCUGUAAGCCUACAGCCUCCUAUAAGCCUACAUCCUCCUGUAAGUCUACAGCCUACUGUAAGCCUACAGCAUCCUGUAAUCAUACAGCCUCCUGUAAGUCUGCAGCCUCCUGUAAUCAUAAAGCCUCCUGUAAGUCUACAGCCUCCUGUAAGUCUACAGCCUCCUGUAAGCCUACAGCCUCCUGUAAGCCUACAGCCUACUGUAAGUCUACUGCCUCCUGUAAGCCUACAGCCUCCUGUAAUCAUACAGCCUCCUGUAAGUCUACAGCCCCCUGUAAGUCUACAGCUUACUGUAAGUCUACUGUCUCCUGUAAGUCUACAGCCUCCUGCAAGUCUACAGCCUCCUGUAAGUCUACAGCCUCCUGUAAGUCUACAGCCUACUGUAAGCCUACAGCCUCCUGUAAGCCUACAGCCUACUGUAAGUCUACAGCCUCCUGUAAGUCUACAGCCUACUGUAAGUCUACAGCCUCCUGUAAGUCUACAGCCUCCUGUAAGUCUACAGCCUCCUGUAAGUAUACAGCCUCCUGUAAGCCUACAGCCUCCUGUAAGUCUACAGCUUACUGUAAGUCUACUGUCUCCUGUAAGUCUACAGCCUCCUGCAAGUCUACAGCCUCCUGUAAGUCUACAGCCUCCUGUAAGUCUACAGCCUACUGUAAGCCUACAGCCUCCUGUAAGCCUACAGCCUACUGUAAGUCUACAGCCUCCUGUACAUCUACAGCCUACUGUAAGUCUACAGCCUCCUGCAAGUCUACAGCCUCCUGCAAGUCUACAGCCUCCUGUAAGCCUACAGCCUACUGUAAGUCUACAGCCUCCUGUAAGUCUACAGCCUCCUGUAAGUAUACAGCCUCCUGUAAGUCUACUGCCUCCUGUAAGUCUACUGCCUCCUGUAAGUCUACAGCCUCCUGUAAGUCUACAGCCUACUGUAAGUCUACUGCCUCCUGUAAGUCUACAGCCUCCUGUAAGCCUACAGUCUCCUGUAAGUCUACAGCCUCCUGCAAGUCUACAGCCUCCUGUAAGUCUACAGCCUCCUGUAAGUCUACAGCCUACUGUAAGCCUACAGCCUCCUGCAAACCUACAGCCUCCUGUAAGUCUACUGCCUCCUGUAAGUCUACAGCCUCCUGUAAGCCUACAGCCUCCUGUAAGCCUACAGCCUCCUGUAAGCCUACAGCCUCCUGUAAGUCUACAGCCUCCUCAGGACGUGAAAUCUGA
Molecule: messenger RNA, 1344 nt
Organism: Oncorhynchus keta (chum salmon)
Lineage: Eukaryota; Metazoa; Chordata; Actinopteri; Salmoniformes; Salmonidae
Product: keratin-associated protein 10-7-like
Exons: 3
Coding region: 1-1344 (447 amino acids)
Source: RefSeq, a predicted model, not a curated record